This is a messenger RNA of Anopheles maculipalpis, 2283 nucleotides long. It is a transcript of the gene fws, whose product is annotated as conserved oligomeric Golgi complex subunit 5. Gene Ontology annotation, cellular component: COG complex. Gene Ontology annotation, biological process: intra-Golgi vesicle-mediated transport. The transcript is spliced from 4 exons. The coding region runs from base 20 to 2281 and encodes 753 amino acids. Lineage: Eukaryota; Metazoa; Arthropoda; Insecta; Diptera; Culicidae. The record is from RefSeq and is a predicted model, not a curated record.
UUGUUAAAUUUAUCCAAAAAUGACCGACGAAUUGUGUGAUAAGAUUGAAACUGAUGAGUUUUACAAAAACUUCCUUGCGGAUAAGCCCAGCCCCGAGCUCCAGCUAACCGUGGCCAUCAGUGAUCAAAUCACCAAACUAUCCGAAGGUAUCGAACAACUUUCCAGCGCUCUACAAAAGCAAGUCCGCGAACAGUACGGUGCGCUACUAUCGCAGGCCAAACAUGCCGGUACACUGAACGCAUCGAUUGAAUCCAUUUCGAGUCACAUCGAAACCCUUCGCUUCGGUGCCGAACGUUUACGCCGGCAGAUAACCGUUCCGUACGAUGUUCUGGAAACACAAACCAAGGUGCUGGGACGACUACACGAAGCAUCUCACGUGCUGCGCCAAUGUGCCCGUUUCCUGCAGGUUCACAAACAGCUAGACAGUACGACCGAUCUGGCCGAACAGGCUAGCAUCGUGAACGAGCUGGAAGGUCUGAUGGAAGAUGUGGAUCUGACAAAAAUUGAUUUUCUUCGUGAAGAAAUAGGCACCGUGAAGAAAGCCAAACAGCGACUGCUGAAGCUAGCGAAUCGCGAUCUUUUCGAAGGCAUCCUUAAAAACAAACCCGAUCAGGUCGGUGUUUGUGUACGCAUUUUUCACAAUUUGAAGAUUUUACCCAAGUGCCUUACCAAUGUGCUGGAAACGUUCAGUAACUAUCUGAAGGAUGCAAUAAAGGAAUCCUUCGCCGGGACGGAUGUGGCCAAGCUGCGCAAAACGGGUUUCUCAUCACCCGCCAAAGAACGGCAUGAAUCACGCCAGCUGAAAGCCCCCGGUAAAGCACCGACCCUUACCAAUUCAUCCAACUUCCGCACGAAACUGUGGCAAGCACUGGAAUGGUUGUUCCUGGACGAAAUGUAUGGCCACUGCACGCAAGUACUAUUUUUGCAAAAAUGUCUACUCGAGCUUCCUCUCGGCGAUGACUACAUACUGGCAAAAGAGUUCGAUCGCAAGUUUUGGACCAAUCUCGAGAAACAGCUGGUGGCCUCAUUCAAAUCGGCUCAAUCCCACGUGAUGCAAACACUUCAGCAGGGUCUGCCAAAACUGCUUUCGCUUGCCCGUGGUUUAGAAACGAAAAUUGAUCAACAUUUUACGUUCGGCGAGAAAGUGUUUGGUUCCCUCGAGGCGGGUUAUCUGGAAAAGUGUGCCAACAACUUUAAAGUCGCACUGGCGGAUAUAGAUUUUCCGAACCAGGAAGUCAUCGAUGGAUUGGUACGGGUCGCAUCGACCGAGCUUAAUGCGGCCAUCGUUGAUCCGCGCCUGAUCGGUCUAGUGACGGGUGUACUGUGUGUGUCGAACAAGGAUCUUUGGAACAAAAUCGAACGCAACGUUAAGCUCGGUUCCGAAACACAGCAAGUGUUUGACAACCCAAAUGUAUCACAGUCGCAGAACAUAACCCUGGCAAAUAUUAUCUUCUACCAUCACGAAUCAAUCAACCGGUUGGUGCAGAAUUUGGGAACGAAAUUUGCCUCACUGGAAGCAUCGAAAAGUUUAACAUCAAGUCUUGUGGAAGGGAAAACGAUAACGAUGGCGAUCCUACAACCCCUGAUCGCAUCCAUCCAUUCCGCGGUGAACGUCAUCCUGCUCUCGAUGCACCGUGAGCCGGGAUUAAACUCGAACAACAUUUCCACCGCCGGCCCUUCACUGUACAUGAAAGAACUGCAGGACUUUAUCGUUCGCUCCUGGAACACUCACAUCCUACCAUUUAACGAUCGCCCAAUGAUCGAAGAAGCUGGCCGUAAUCUAGCCGUUCGUUGCAUUGAAUUGUUCGUACAAAACUUAGCCACCAUACGACCGAUUUCAAUGCCGGGCAGACAACGACUCAAAGCCGACUGUCACCAUCUCGAGAGUGCACUGAAACCGAUCGUACCGGACCUUUCCUCGUUGGGCAAAAGCUUCCGUUUGCUUCGAGCAAUCGCUACACUGUUUACGGCUACCCCACAGGAGCUGGUUGAGCAUACGGCCGAGGAGGGUGGUGUAGUACCGCCGUACAUUGUGCUGUUUAUGCUUUUCGGACACGCCGGUAAUGAUAUGGCAAGCCCGCACGUUACAGCCGGCUGGGGCAAUGAGAAGCUGCUGCAGUGGUUGGAAAGUCAUUCCGCGGAAAGAGAACGAUUGGAGCUAAUUACGGGAGCGCUACAGAAGUAUCGCACCGUGAUUCGGCAGAAGAACAUAACGCAGUACGAUCCCGUGUAUCCGAUCGUGACGAACUACCUGGAGAAUGUUGUUAAACAUUUGCAUUAAGU